Messenger RNA from Rotaria socialis, 3081 nucleotides. The record is from the annotation of a GenBank genome assembly. NCBI's taxonomy places the organism in Eukaryota, Metazoa, Rotifera, Eurotatoria, Philodinida, Philodinidae.
AUGGAUAUUAAAUUUAUUUGGAGUGGGAGCGAUGCAAAGGCUCUUGUUUAUUACAUUACUGAUUAUGUGACAAAAAUGAGUCUUUCAUUUCAUGAUACAUUUUCUCUUGUUCAAAAAAGCAUCACAUCGCUCAAAAAUUCAUGGGAUCAGACAGACAAGGAAACUGCUAUUGAAAAGUCGCGUAAGCUCGUUCUACGCUGUUACAAUACGCUUGCUUCUCAACAAGAACUAUCGGGCGUUCAAGUUGCUUCUUAUCUCAUGAACUGGGGUGAUCAUUACACAACGCACAAAUUUCAAGGUAUCUUUUUAAUUCAAAUUGAACGAUUCUUACAAACUCAACUAAAUGAAAUGCGUGUCAAACAAAAAUCGCAACUUGUAGAACACGCAGUGGUCGACGAUGAUAUUUUUGAUGAUGACAAUAAUAACGAAGAAGAGUUUCAUAUUCAGUUGGGUGAAAAUGAUCAAAGAUAUGUACUCGUUAACACACGAAUUGAUUAUCAAUAUCGUUCUGACAGUAUCAAUAACAUGUGCUUAUACGACUUUGUCAGCAUAUUAUAUAAGAAAAAAAUGAACACAUCCGAUUUAAAAUAUUUAUUCAAGACUGCAGUAUCAAUGGAAGAAAAAGUUAGCCAAAAAGGUCGACCACCAAAUGAACGCUAUUCUUUUCAAAAGCAGCACCCUCAAAUGACAACACAUCUACUGAUGAAAUACGGUGAGCAUCAUGUACCUAUUCUUUAUGGUCCACAGAUUCCACGACGAGAUCGUGACGAUACUCGAGAACGGUACAGCCGAGCUCUUCUCACACUUUUUGUGCCGUGGCGUACUGUAUCUGAUCUUUGCAAUACCAGCCAAACAUGGGAAGAAGCAUUCAAAGUUCAACAACAUCUUAUUUCUGUACAUUCAUGGACGAUCAUAGAAAAUAUUCAGCUUUUGCACGAAUGCAAAAAAGACCGCGAUGAUCAUUUACUUCAAGUGAUUGCUGAAGCACAAACCGAAAAUGGCACUAUUGAUCCUGCUAUGUUGCCAGUAAGUCAAGAUGUUGCCGGCGAAUAUGAUGACGAUGAUAGCAAUGCUUUACUUGAGUUAUUAGGCAAUUUAGAUGAUCGCACUACUGAUCUCGCUAAUGCCUCUAGAAAAUCAACGGAAAAUACAUAUAUUGAAGAGAAUAUUCGAGCAGUCGAGAGCGUUGGACGAUUUACUAACAUGACGACACAUGUUCAAUCUUCUUUUAAUGAGUUCAUCGAUCAUACUGAUCAACAACUUGUGCCAUUCCUUUCAGCGACACCUAAUCAUGUUCUACUUAAUGGGAAAUGGCAAAAACAGUUGAAAGCAGAGAAGGAAAGAGCGAGAAGAUGGCCGAUUGCAGGUAACUAUGACAAAGACUGGGAUGGUACGCUGGACUUGGAUACUGAGAAAUGUGCUGUUGUAACUGCAAUGGAUUCGAAAAACUACGAUAUGAACAAAUUUGAAAACGGUUAUACGAUUCUUCCAGUAAUCUCAGUGACAACUAACUUGCCUACUCAGAAAAGCAUCAUUGGUGAAUUCACACUGAACAUAGAACAACGAGCUGCAUUUAUGAUAAUAACAAGUCAUCUUGAUGGUAACAGUCGAUGUCGCACAGGUGACAAUAAUGGUCAGAUCAUCAUGUGCAUACCUGGAUGCGGUGGCACAGGCAAAUCACAAUUGAUUCGUGCUCUCACCAAAUACUUUUUUAUUACAAAAAGAACGCAGAUGAUGCGGAAGCUUGCUCCCACUGGAAUUGCUGCUGCUGAAAUAGAUGGUAUGACAAUUCAUUCAUUUUUGGGCGAACAACGUAACUCUGGAAAGGCACUCACCAUUAAACCAGGUGAUUCAAAAAUCGAGAAGGAAUGGUCACUUGUCGAAUAUCUCUUAAUUGAUGAAAUAAGUAUGGUUGGUUUAACUCUACUUGCGAAACUCAACCGAAUCAUCUCUGCUGCAAAACAUGCCGAUCCUCAAGUUCCAUUUGGUGGUAUUAACGUUAUCUUUUUCGGUGACUACUUACAAUAUCGACCUGUGUAUGAUGCACCAUUGCACACCGAUUUCUCAUUAUCACCAAAAACGAAAUCCAGCAAAGGACUAAGCGAAAAACAAAUUCAACAACGUGUUGCACGCUCUCUAAUUCUUCAAAUAAACUGUGUGGUAACACUUACGCAACAGAUGCGAACACAGGAUCCGCGGUACCUUCAACUGCUCGAACGACUUCGUCAUGGGCAAUGUACUUACGAUGACUAUGAAUUAUUGUUGACACGAGUGGUUGGGCAGCCAUCAGUGGGCUCUCUAUGUGAUACACCGUGGAAUAAAGCACCGAUUCUAGUGUUUCGAAAUGAAGUACGAACACAACUGAAUCACAAGGCAGCAAUUCACAAAGCAGUGCAAUUAGGAUGCACCCCAAUGGUUUGCGUCGCCCAAGACACAUGUCUAUUGCCUCUCGUUCCUGGCAUGCCUGUUAUUUUAACACAAAAUAUUGCUAUUGAACUGGGUCUUAUCAACGGCAUGAACGGAAUCUUUCGACAAUUUGUCUAUCAAAUGGAUUCUGUAUCAAAAAAUGUUAUUUCGGAAACAUUUCCAAACAAUACGCAAUACGCGCAUCGACCUUUAUAUGCAUUGAUUGAAAUCGCGAAAUCGAAGAUUGAAUGCAACCUUGAACAACUUCAACCAAAACUCAUUCCAAUACCGGCGGUGGAACAAACAUUUCGCGUCGAUAUCAGCGAUAUCAUUCCAAAAGAUAAGAAAGCAAAAUCAAAUCGAAAAGCAAUUUUGUCAAUUAAACGUCGUGCACUACCACUUGUGCCUGCUUAUUUUAUUACGACGCAUAAGAGUCAAGGUCAAACUUUGAAUAAGUUUGUGAUUGAUUUGAAACUCCCAAAUGAAACUGAUGACAUUGCCGCAGUUUAUGUACCUUCAUCGCGUGUAAAACGUUUGACUGAUUUAGUUAUUCUGCGGUAUUUUGAUUACAAGGUUUUGCAAAUCAAGCCAAGCAAAUCUCAACUUGCCGAAAUACAAAGACUCGAUAAACUGUACUUAGAGACACAAGCGCGUUUUUUCGAAUGGUUUAAAUGA